Pristis pectinata (smalltooth sawfish) is the source of this 5118-nucleotide messenger RNA. RefSeq names its product solute carrier family 5 member 9 (gene slc5a9). The transcript is spliced from 14 exons. Gene Ontology annotation, cellular component: plasma membrane. The record is from RefSeq and is a predicted model, not a curated record. Gene Ontology annotation, biological process: transmembrane transport. Gene Ontology annotation, molecular function: D-glucose:sodium symporter activity. The coding region runs from base 2707 to 4680 and encodes 657 amino acids. Lineage: Eukaryota; Metazoa; Chordata; Chondrichthyes; Rhinopristiformes; Pristidae.
UCCCCAGAAUCACAUUAGUUCUAAGGAAGGGUCGCUGACCUGAAACAUUGACUGGGUUCUCCUUCUACGGAUGCGCCUUGACUGGCUGAGUUCUUCCAGCAUUUCCAUUUUUAUCUCUGAUUCCAACAUCUGCAGUGUUACUUAUUUUCCAGUACUACAGCAGAGUGCUGUUGAAUGGUUUAAGCCUCAUUAACGUAAAUAAUGCCACAUUUAAAGCAGUGGUAUGAUUUUAACCCUGACAACGUGACAGAAACUGGAUUGGUGGGAAAUUAAUUGCAAGGGUUAUCAUCUGCAUAGGAGCUUUUCAUUUGCAAUUUGAAGAAAGACUUUGGCAGCCUUUUGCCUACUUGUGCUGAAGAAUGUUUGAUGCUAAUAAAUAUGGAAAAGUAGGUGAGUAUCUAAUAUGUCUGAAACUGAUCUAGCAUUAAAGUUUGGAGAAUGUUGGAGUGAAUACCCAUAUUUGUCCUUUCACUGCCUUUAUGAUUACUUAAACAUGCUACCACCCUUUGUGAAAUCCAGUGCUCUAAAGUUCAAAAGUGGAAAUGAAAAAUGUACCCCAGGAGACUUUGAUUUAUAAUACUUAUUUAAACAGAUUUAUUACACUGUUUUAAAUAUGCAAACUUAGAAUAAUCCUCCUUUAUAAAAUAUUGAUCUUUGAGGUAACAGGUACGUAAAUGCUUUUUAUUACCAGCUAAACUAUCAAAACUGCCUAAAUAUCCUUUUCUGUACAAAUCCCACUCUAUUACAUAAAACUUGCUACAUUUGCAAAAGAGCAAAGCACUGCAAUGUGAUUUAUAGAUUGCCUAUUGUGUAUUCAGUAAUCAUUGAAACUUAAAAGUGUGGAAAUUAGUAUGUUUUUUUUUAAAACCAGGAAAGCAACUUGAAUCAAAGAGCAUUGAGUUAAAACGAUCUUCACUGUCUGGAACCAAAAAUCAUUUUGCAAUACCCUCCCCUGUAUCAAGCUUCUCAGCUUCAAAAGUGAAGCUUUUGCUUAAUCUCCAAUACCAAUGAAAAAGCAAAAGGACUUUGUAUGUCCUGUCAGACAUGCAUGAUCUUAAUCCUUUGUGCUUAGGAAAGUACAUUAGUGUAUAUGUUAUGUCAGUCUUGAACUUUUAAGUAACAGUUUACCUGCAUGGAGUUAUGAUUUGUCUUUGAAACAAUAUCCAGCUGAAUAUUUUUGGCAGUUCUCUUAGUGAAGAAAUUUGGUUGAAUUUGCAAGAUUUACCAAAGGAUCAAGGUUUCAGAAAAGUCGAAUGUUUUUCCCAUUUCUGAACAUAUGAUGUAAUUUACCAAGAAGAAAACACUUGUACAGAGGGCAUUUUCCCUGGCUGUAUGUUUCUUAAACAUUUUAAAAACAACACUCUCAGGUAGAGGAUUCAAGUUUUAUGUUAUGAGUACAAUCAAAGUCAAAAUCAAUUUAUUUUUAGAUUCUAAGGAAAUUGUCAAGAUUGAAAUUGAUAAAUUCUUGGAUGCUCAGGGAAUCAGAUGAUUUGAGUCAUAGAGCCCUACAGCACAAAAACAGGCCCUUUGGCCCAAGUUAUCCAUGCUGACUGAGUUGCCUAACUGAGCUAGUCCCAUUUGCCUGCAUUUGGCCUAUAUCCCUCUAAACCUUUCCUUGCAAAUGCCUUUUAAAUGUCAUAAUCGUACCCACCUCUACCACUUCCUCUGGCAGCUUGUUCCAUAUAUUUGCCACACUCUGUGGGUGGGGGAGCAUGGAGUUGUUCUCAGGUCCCUGUGUCAAAUCUUUCCCUGCUCACUUUAAACCUAAUGUAGCUGGACAUGACAUGUCGAGUAUCCUGAUGGGUUCUAGGAGGAUGCUCUGCUAGCUCGAGUGCGAUGCUGGGAACCACAGAACAAAAAAGUACAGUGAAUAAAGGUCACGUGAUUGACACCUGGUGAGGUAUUCAAUCAUGUUCAAAGCUCUCUCUGUUCUACAGCACUCCCCAGGGCCCUACCAUUUACUGUGCAAGUCCUACCCUGGUUUGUCUCCCCUCUGGGUGCUCUGGUUUCCUCCCACAUUCCAAAGACAUGGCUUAGUAGGUUAACAUGGGUGUAAUUGGGUGACACAGGCUCGUUGGGCCAGAAGAGCCUGUUAUUGUGCUGUAUAAAUAAUGUUUUUUUAAAAAAUGUAACACCUUGCAUUCACCUGAAUUAAACUCCAUCUACCAUUCCUUGGCCCAUUAGCCCAAUUGAUCAAGAUCCUGUCCAUUAUACCACCAAUGUUAGUGUCACCUGCAAACUUACUAACCAUAAUGGUGUGGGGAAUGAGCAGAAUCAGACUUGCAUGGUUAUGUGGCUUAGGUUGAAAAUAGCAUCUGAAAAGUAAUAUUUCAUGAAAGAUUUGUAAAUUUAAUUUUGUCUCUAUUUCAGUUAUGGGGUUACCCAAGUGCUUAGAACUCCUAAAUUGAAAAUUUUUUUCUAUUUUAAUUUUCUGUCAUCAUCUGAAACUGUAGCAAAUCCAUUUAUCCUCUUUUAAUAGGGAGUUGUUUUGCUUGACAGCAAUGUACAAUUAAAAUAAUGAGCUUUUCAUGAGAAACUUGAAUUUUGGUAUGGCCGUCCAACAAGAGGCUUAGUAGAUAAAAAGUCAAUUGUUACAUCUUUGGCAAAUAACUGCACCACCUUACAUCAAUAUGUUAAUAAUUAAAUGUGUCCAAAGUUCAAUUUCAAAAGCGAACAGCUUACAAAAUUCAUUAGAGAGACUACAGAAUGGAAUCAGCAACCAAAGUUUCGAGGAUAUUUGCUUUGGAAAUACCAGAUAUCAUUGUGAUUGUUAUUUACUUUGUGUUUGUUAUGUGUGUUGGAAUAUGGUCAUCUAUGAGAGCCAACCGGAACACUGUGGGAGGAUAUUUCCUUGCUGGAAAAUCUAUGACGUGGUGGCCUAUUGGGGCUUCUCUAAUGUCCAGUAACGUAGGGAGUGGCCUGUUUAUCGGUCUGGCAGGCACUGGAGCUGCAGGAGGCAUUGCUGUUGGUGGUUUUGAAUGGAAUGCUACGUGGCUUCUUGUGGCACUUGGUUGGAUUUUUGUCCCAGUGUAUAUUGCUGCUGGUGUGGUCACUAUGCCUGAGUAUUUACAGAAAAGAUUUGGAGGACAAAGAAUCCAAAUCUACAUGUCUGUAUUGUCUUUGAUCCUGUACAUAUUUACUAAGAUAUCGACUGACAUUUUCUCUGGAGCACUUUUUAUCCAGGUCUCACUGGGUUGGAAUCUCUACAUUUCUACAGUAACUCUUCUGGCAGUGACUGCUAUUUACACAAUAGCUGGUGGUUUGACCGCUGUGAUAUAUACAGAUGCCCUUCAGACUGUGAUAAUGGUGGCAGGAGCUCUCAUCCUUAUGUUUAUUGGUUUAAACAAAGUUGGUUGGUAUUCAGGGUUGGAGGAGAAGUACUUCCAAGCAAUUCCUAACAUCACUGUGGCAAAUACUUCAUGUCACAUUCCGCGUGCUGAUGCUUUCCACAUGUUUCGAGAUCCAGUCAAUGGUGAUAUUCCUUGGCCUGGACUCAUAUUUGGGCUCACUGUGCUUGCUACUUGGUGUUGGUGUACUGAUCAGGUAAUCGUACAGAGGUCCCUGUCAGCAAAAUCUCUUUCCCAUGCCAAAGGGGGAUCAGUUUUGGGAGGUUAUCUGAAGAUGUUACCCAUGUUCUUCAUUGUCUGGCCAGGCAUGAUCAGCAGAGCACUGUAUCCAGAUCAGGUGGGCUGUGUGGAUCCUGACAUUUGUGAGUCAGUCUGUGGAGCUAGAGUAGGAUGUUCAAACAUCGCAUACCCCAAACUGGUAGUGGAACUUAUGCCUGUAGGUUUGAGGGGGCUGAUGAUAGCAGUAAUGAUGGCUGCUUUAAUGAGUUCACUCACCUCAAUUUUUAACAGCAGCAGCACACUCUUCACCUUGGAUAUCUGGCAGCGGAUUCGCACAAAUGCCUCUGAACAGGAGCUGAUGAUUGUUGGCAGGGUAUUUAUUAUUUUCCUAGUUGCUGUCAGUAUAGUGUGGAUCCCUAUUAUCCAGAAAUCUAACAGUGGCCAGCUCUUUGACUACAUUCAGUCUGUUACCAGCUACUUAGCACCACCAAUUACUGCGCUUUUCAUUAUGGCAGUCUUCUGGACAAGAGUCAAUGAGCCGGGUGCUUUCUGGGGAUUGAUGGUCGGGCUGAUCCUGGGGCUUGUUCGAAUGGUCAUGGAGUUUGUCUAUGGAGCGCCAUCAUGUGGUGAAGAGGAUAAAAGACCGUCGUUCCUCAAGGAUGUGCAUUAUCUUUACUUUGCUUUGAUUCUAUGUGGAAUAAGUGCAAUUGUUAUCACUGUCAUCAGCCUAAUGACUCCAGCAAUCCAGGAAGAAAAUCUGAUUCGAUUAACAUGGUGGACCAGAAACAUCAAAAUUUCUAAAACCCACUUGGAUGAUAACUGGAGCCAGCCAAAGCCAAUCUCCGAAUUCAUUGACAGAAAUGCUGAAUCAUUAUCUAUUACAGAGGAUGAUGGACAGCAAGAAACAGUGUCGCUCUCUUGGUGGAAGAAAACAUGUUUUUGCCUUUGUGGCCUGUCAGUACAGGAGGAGCCUGAACUCACAGAAGAAGAAAAUGAUGCCAUACGUGAACGCUUAACGAGCAUUGAAGAAGAACCUUUAUGGAAAAAUGUGUGUGAUAUAAAUGCCUUAAUCCUGCUGGUAGUUAAUGUCUUCUGCUGGGGAUACUUUGGAUAAGUUUUGUCAUCCUGAUUACUUACAGAAUAGUUUUGUACCUCUAGUGAAAUACUUGUUUGUAACAGUAGGUUAAUGGCAACAAUUACAUGAGUAUUAACUUUUGUAUUAUUGACAGCUUCAGUCAUGUAAGACUUCAGGUAAUAUAUUGAUUAAAUAAACACCAACAUUGCAAGAACAAAGAUAAUCUAGUUCCAGGAGUAACUCAAUUAAAGUGACACUUUCUUUAAGCAACUUAAAAAUGUUGUAAACAGAACAAAGAAAAUAAAUACCAUUUGCAUUCGGUUCUUUCACAUAUUAUCUUUCAUUUUAAUGUUCUAAACUUAAGUUUUUAUAUCUUGUCCUAUCUGAUCUGUUAUUUUUCUUCCCAAUAAAAUACUUUAAAUAUUCCCCAGGUAAAUCAUUGCUUCUAUAUUUAUGCAAAUAAAGUUUUAAUUUUAA